Molecule: messenger RNA, 1209 nt
Organism: Mucor mucedo
Lineage: Eukaryota; Fungi; Mucoromycota; Mucoromycetes; Mucorales; Mucoraceae
Exons: 4
Coding region: 1-1209 (402 amino acids)
Cellular component (GO): RNA polymerase II transcription regulator complex
Molecular function (GO): DNA-binding transcription activator activity, RNA polymerase II-specific; transcription cis-regulatory region binding
Source: RefSeq, a predicted model, not a curated record
AUGACUUCACUCAUGACACCUGCUGAAAUACUCGAAUUGAAUUUAAAUGACUCUGCUCUUGACUUGCUCAAUGCAGCUAUUGCAAGCCAUCAGCACAUAAAACCAGAAGAUGAGCAAGAUACAACUGAAGACGAAGCAACCCUCUUGCACGCCAAGCGAGAGUUAGAAAAGGAUGAACAAACAACGACUGCGCCCAAACGUGCAGGUCGCAAACCAUUGGAUAAGUCACAAACAGCGGAAUCUUCGCUGGACCCUAAACAAAAACGAAAAGCACAAAACAGAGCAGCUCAACGUGCAUUUCGAGACCGUAAAGAAAAACAUGUAGCAGAAUUACAAGCUCGUAUUGAUGAGCUGGAAGCCAUUAAUGCAACAAAAGACCAAGAUCUGGUACAAGAAAACGAAGAAUUAAAAAAGAAGUUGCAAGAAUUACAACAAGAAAAUUAUGCAUUAAAGGGUGCUCAAUUCACAUUUGAGUUCCCAGUUACUGCUGGUGUAAAAGACGAGCAUGAAACUACUAAUACUGCUUCAGCAGCAGCAGUGGCGGCGGCAAUGGAGCCUUAUCAUACAACAACAACCAGCGGUAGCAGCAUGAGUAGCGGAAAUAGUUACAGCGGAGAAGAUGCACAACACUCACCCUUAUCUAAUGAAGAAGAUUCAAACAGUGCAGAUACACCUGUCAAUGAUGUCUUUUCAGCAAACGAGCCCAUGCAAUUUGGUUUAAUACAUCAGCAACAACAACAACAGCCAGAUAAUCUGGAUUUCCUGGCUGUUACAGGUGAUGCUUACACUGGUGAUUUGUUUCACGGUAAAGAUGACCUAUUCCAAGACUAUCGUGUGCCUCCCAAUGACGAUUUCUUGUUUGCCAAUGAAGACUUGACCAGUCUAUUUGGUGGUAAUAAUGAAUUAUUUGGCUUCAAUAACAACCAAUUCUCUUUCAACUCACAAUUCGGAUUACCUGAAACUCCUGCCACACGUCGUUUUAUGUGUCCUGAUGACAAGAAAAAGCUCUUGGUAGAGAAAUUAAAAAAGGGACAACAAGAAGGAAAAUACAUUUACCAAGUACAUCAAGAAUUACAAGCAUCUUGCCCAGAUUUCGACUUGGAUUCUUUAUGUAGUGAACUCAAGAAGAAGGCUGUCUGUAGUCAAAGUCAAUAUCCAUUAACAGAUUACGAUGUAGAUGCCUUUGUAAAGUGUUUAGACCGUGUCUAA